GGGCACCGGCAGCUCCGCGGAGAGGUGGCUGCACUCGGGCGAGUCCCAGCCCGGCGGGCUCAGUGCGGGGCGGCCCGGGAGCUGGAAGAGGGAGGGCGGCGGGCUUGCGGGCCAGUGUUCCGGGGCGCUGCCGGCCGCGCUCGCCGUCGCCCCGCAGCCGGCCCGCUGGCCGCCGCCGCGCGCCAUGGGCGGCACCCUGGGCUGCCACCGCUCCAUCCCGCGGGAUCCGGCGGACGUGGCCCCCAGCCGCAAGUUCAGCGCCGCCUGCAACUUCGGCCACAUGCUGGUGAACCAGGAGCGGCUCAACAUCAACGCGGCCACCGAGGAGGAGCUGAUGACGCUGCCCGGCGUCACCCGCGCCGUGGCGCGCAGCAUCGUCGAGUACCGCCGCUGCAUCGGCGGCUUCAAGAAGGUGGAGGACCUGGCGCUGGUGAGCGGCGUGGGCGCCGCCAAGCUGGAGCAGGUCAAGUUCGAGAUCUGCGUGAGCAGCAAGGCCAGCUCGGCCCAGCACUCGCCCAGCUCGGCGCGCCGCGACCCGCACCCCGAGCCCGGCCGCCUCAACGUCAACGCGGCCUCGGCCGCCCAGCUCCGGGGCCUGCGCGGCGUGUCCGAGCGGCUGGCCCUGGCCAUCGUGGAGCACCGCCAGGAGCGCGGGCCCUUCCGCAGCGUCGAGGACCUGCUGCGCCUGGACGGCGUCAGCCCCGCCUCCCUGGACAAGCUCCGGCCGCAGCUCUUUGCCGCCGCCGUGCCCUCCGCCGAGCGCUCCCGGCCGCCCUCCACGCACACCAACGGGGGCCUGACGUUCAGCGCCAAGCCGCACCCGAGCCCCACGUCGCUGAGCCUCCAGAGCGAGGACCUGGACUUCCCCCCGGGCGGCCCCACGCAGCUCCUCUCCUCCAGGCCGCCGGUCGAGGCCUUCGGCGGCACCCGCGACGGCCGGCCUGUGCUGCGCCUGGCCACCUGGAACCUGCACGGCUGCUCGGCCGACAAGGCCAACAACCCCGGCGUGCGCGAGGUCGUGUGCAUGACGCUGCUGGAGAACAGCAUCAAGCUUCUAGCUGUGCAGGAACUGAUGGACAGAGAAGCCCUGGAAAAGUUCUGUACGGAGCUCAACCAGCCCACCCUGCCCAGCCUCCGGAAGUGGAAGGGCCCCCGCGGAUCCUGGAGGGGCAUCGUCUCCGGGAAGCCCUCCGGGCAGCCCCUGCAGGGCUCGGCUCACCUGGGCUUCCUCUGGGACGCCGCUGCCGGGGUGGAGCUGCAGGACGCCGCUUUCCCGGAGGGCUCUCAGGCCAACAGCAACGGGAAGCACGCGAAUCCCAAGCCCUACCUGGCGCACUUUAAGAUCGGGGCAAACGAGCUCGUGCUGGUGAACCUGUGCCUGGCAGCCCCGGCCUCCCCUGCGGGGGGAGAGAACCCCAGCAAGACCCCCAGCAACAGCCACAGAGCGUCGCCCUUCGCCCAGACCCUGCAGGACACGCUCAAAGGAGACAGAGACGCCGUGAUCCUGGGAGACUUCGGCCAGGGCCCCGAGGGCAGCGACGGCGACGUCCUGAGGAGGGAGCGCUUCCAGCCCCUGGUCCCCGGCGGCACCUUCACCGACAUCAGCACCCGCAAUCCUCAGGGCUCCAAGUCCCUGGACAACAUCUGGAUCAGUAAAGGCCUCAAGAAGGUGUUCACAGGCCACUGGGCAGUGGUGAGAGAAGGUCUCACCAACCCCUGGAUUCCAGACAACUGGUCCUGGGGCGGGGUGGCGUCCAGCCACUGCCCGGUGCUGGCCGAACUGUACACGGACAAGGACUGGAGCAAGAAGGAGGGCGGCCCCCGCGGCGACAGCAGCGCGUCCCCGGAGCACAGCGAGCCCCCCAGCAAGCAGGAACGGUGACCCCCGGCGCCCCCCGGCCUCCAGGAACGUCCCCACCCGAAGCUGCGAUUUCCUCCCGGGGGGCGCCGCGGCCGCUCCAGCCCUACCGCAGAUGGACGGAUGGCCUUCCCCGGUGCCGGCCCAGGCCAGUCCUCCCGAGUGGGGGACGGGUGGCCCCGAAGACGGCCUGCACGGCCCCCCGGGACAUUCAGAGUGCCCCCUCGGGCUGGGCUCUUCUCUCGCGGCUGCCCCCCCCAACCAGACGACGCCCGUGUGCCACCCUGACUCUGCCGUCCUCUUCAGCCCUUCUGAGCUCCGCAGACCCAAAGGGGAGGGACGGAGCCGGACCACCUCCCGCAUCCCUGUUGUCCCCUGGGCCUCCCCCGCCCCCGCUCUCAGCACACCCCUGACCAUCCCUGACCACUGCCUGCUCCCCGAGAAAGGGAAGGUCACAGGCGCCCCUUCCCUGGCCCGAGGCCCCAUCAGGAAGGGAGGCGUCCCUGCCCCACCCCUGCUCCAGCCCCGCUCCCUCCGUUCCUGGCACCUCGGAGCCCUGCUGCCCCCGGCCAGAGCACCUCGUCACACCCUGCGCUCGCUCACAGCUCCCUCUCUUCAGCCACUGCCCUGGCGGCUCCUGGGCCCGGCCCUGCCCAGCCCAGGGAGAGAGAGAGAGACAGAGAGACAGAGAGAGAUAAAGAGAGAGAGAGACAGAGACAGAGAGGGAGGGAGAGAGAGACAGACAGACAGAGACAGAGAGAGACAGAGAUAGAGAGACAGAGAGAGAGAGAGA
Messenger RNA from Monodelphis domestica (gray short-tailed opossum), 2651 nucleotides. It is a transcript of the gene EEPD1, whose product is annotated as endonuclease/exonuclease/phosphatase family domain containing 1. Gene Ontology annotation, molecular function: DNA binding. The record is from RefSeq and is a predicted model, not a curated record. Gene Ontology annotation, cellular component: plasma membrane. Gene Ontology annotation, biological process: DNA repair. NCBI's taxonomy places the organism in Eukaryota, Metazoa, Chordata, Mammalia, Didelphimorphia, Didelphidae.